GGACAUAGAGCACGGCUUCGAACGCCUCUACAGAGCAACAUUCUACGCAUGUAACGGCUGAUUGACCGGAAUGGGAGAAACGAAACUUUGCCAUCACAACGCCCGAUUCCUAUCAAUCUCCUACGGCGUUAUUUCCGUACACGCCGGUACGGCUGCUAGGUGGAGCGUAUGGAUAUCAUGAUGCCCAAUCAGUAGUGACUUCCAAGGCGCAGUAUCGUACAUAAACACCGGAACAUCUCAAAUGGUAUAAAAGGGUCGAUUGCCAUCCCCCGAGUGAUAUUCCGCCUUCACCAUCCAAUGAUGAUCUCCAAGCAAUUCAUCGGCUUUAUUGUGGUAGUUGUUGCCUUGGCGGGAGCUGCUAUCGCUGGUCCCGCACCAGCUCCCCUCGACGCUCGCAUGUGCGAAUGCGUUGACGAGAAUGGUAAACCAUGUUGUUGUAUGCUGCCUAGCACUGCUUGUGAGGCGCGUGAAACGACUGCGAAUCGGCAGAGCGACCCGAACGUUCUGGUGGAAGUGCGGAUACUACUCGCCGUCGUUUCCUUAUGCUGGGGCUCAAGAGCCGUUAACUCCGGAAGUAGUCCAGAUGCCGCCGGAAACGCCGUGACCGUGUCCGCAGUAUUCUUCGAUGAGUGCACAGCCCCAUUCUAG
This is a messenger RNA of Punctularia strigosozonata HHB-11173 SS5, 648 nucleotides long. RefSeq lists its product as uncharacterized. The transcript has 5 exons. The coding region runs from base 298 to 648 and encodes 116 amino acids. NCBI's taxonomy places the organism in Eukaryota, Fungi, Basidiomycota, Agaricomycetes, Corticiales, Punctulariaceae. The record is from RefSeq and is a predicted model, not a curated record.